Molecule: messenger RNA, 599 nt
Organism: Impatiens glandulifera
Lineage: Eukaryota; Viridiplantae; Streptophyta; Magnoliopsida; Ericales; Balsaminaceae
Product: protein PHOTOSYSTEM I ASSEMBLY 2, chloroplastic-like
Exons: 5
Coding region: 1-414 (137 amino acids)
Source: RefSeq, a predicted model, not a curated record
AUGAGUGUAACAUUUGAUUUACUUUUGCUACUUGUGCUCGGAUCCUGCCUGAUAACCCUCUUCAGUUUUCUUGUUAUAACAACCCGGGGUCUUGAUGAUCUCAUUAGUCUGUUCAGACGACCACCUUCGCCAAUACUAAACCUUACUCAAAAGUAUUCUUCCAGUUGUAGUGGCAGCGGGGCCAUUAUUUGUGACAUGUGUGGUGGUACAGGAAAAUGGAAGGCACUCAACCGCAAACGAGCAAAAGAUGUCUACGAGUUCACCGAGUGUCCAAAUUGUUAUGGUCGAGGGAAACUCGUGUGCCCUAUUUAUUUGGGAACUGGCUUACCCAACAAUAAGGGUCUACUUCGUAGACCUGAUGCCCGCAACUUGCUUAAUAAGAUGUAUAAUGGCAAGUUGUUACCCAAUUCUUGAAAUGUUUUAUCUUUUUUCUCCAUGAAUUCUAUAACAAAAGAAAAUCAUGAUGCACUGAUUUCCCCACUUUUUGACUGACUCGUAAAAAUGGAUUUCAUGCAUGUAUUAAAGAUUGGAUUCGGUGUAUAUGUAUUUUCUAUUGGGAUGUGAUAUCUAAGAGAAAAUGAGUUUCCAAAUGAAGUCAA